Molecule: messenger RNA, 981 nt
Organism: Emiliania huxleyi CCMP1516
Lineage: Eukaryota; Haptophyta; Isochrysidales; Noelaerhabdaceae
Exons: 1
Coding region: 22-690 (222 amino acids)
Source: RefSeq, a predicted model, not a curated record
CCGAGUUUCAUUAUCGGCACGAUGCCGGACUUGGACAAGCCGGGAGCCCACUGCGCCACCGAAACGGCUUCGUUCGUGUGCGAGGAGCACGCAACCAUCGAGGAUGGCGUCCUUGUGCUUCCAACCGGAGCGUACAAGGGCUGCACGAUUCUGCAAACCGUUACUCUGCCGACAACACUCGAGCAAAUCGGUGCCUCUGCAUUCAGCGGCUGCACCUCUCUUGCAGCGGUCAACCUGAAAGAAGCGUCUUCGUUGCAGUCGAUCGGCUCGCACGCCUUCAGCAAGACUUUGCUCGAGCAUGUCGCUCUCCCGCCGUCGCUCAAGACGCUCGGUGCUUACGCGUUUGAUGAGGUGAGGACACUCGAGCGGGCAGAGCUCUCGGAGUCGUCGCUGCAGGUGAUCGAGGCAGGGACCUUCUGGGGCUGCGGCUCUCUGCUUGGCGUCUCUCUGCCGCCGACACUUCAAAAGAUUGACACCGCCUCAUUCUAUGAUUGUUCCGCACUCGCUGAGUUGGAGCUGCCGGCCGGCGUGCAUCACAUCGGCGAGCAUGCGUUCCGUGGGUGCUCCUCGCUGGGCGAGUUGGCGCUGCCCGCUGCUCUCGUCUUUCUCGGCUUCAACGCAUUUCGAGGGUCCAGCGCGAAGUACGAAGUCCGCCGCGGCGUGAAGAGGGGCGAGACCGACGACGACUAACUUUCUUCGGCCCUUCGGGGGCAGCGGCACGUCGAUCUUCGUCGGUCCUCCAGCGGGCUGCGCGCCGGCGAGCUGCGCCGCGCUCCUGCCUCCUGGGGCGUGGGGGGCCGCCCGGGCCGCCUCUUGAGGGUUUUCUGUGAACUGUGUGGGUGUGCGGUUGGUAUGACCAUAACAACCCCGGUGCCGGGGUGCGGCCGGUGCCAGUGGGGGUGGGUGGGGGUUAAUGGGUGGGGUAUGCACGGGGCUUUUAGGCGUCUAAUACGCCAGAGGUCGCCCCUGCCAUCUAGAUGC